Molecule: messenger RNA, 321 nt
Organism: Pelobates cultripes (western spadefoot toad)
Lineage: Eukaryota; Metazoa; Chordata; Amphibia; Anura; Pelobatidae
Source: the annotation of a GenBank genome assembly
AUGACGUACAUUGCAUCUCUCAUUCUUAUAACUCUGGCUGUUACUGAGCUCAGCGCUAAACCGAUUCCCUUAAACAAGGAUGAAAAGUUUCAGAAGAAUUCAAAGGAGGAGGAAUUAACAACUGAUGAAGAACAGAAGCGUAAUAUGGAGAACUACAGCAGAUCUAAAAAGAUUUUAUUGGCUACAUCUGCAUCUGUAAUAUUGGUCACAUUCACAUUAAUUUAUUACUGCUUGCUGUGCCCCAUAUUGAAAAAACACAGUGACAAAAUCCUGAAAAACAAAAUGAAAACUAGCAAACGGCAAGAUGAAGACGAGGUGUAG